This is a messenger RNA of Oncorhynchus nerka (sockeye salmon), 1646 nucleotides long. Its product is annotated as photoreceptor ankyrin repeat protein-like. Gene Ontology annotation, molecular function: protein binding. The transcript has 4 exons. The coding region runs from base 43 to 1407 and encodes 454 amino acids. The record is from RefSeq and is a predicted model, not a curated record. NCBI's taxonomy places the organism in Eukaryota, Metazoa, Chordata, Actinopteri, Salmoniformes, Salmonidae.
AGUUGUGAUGUAGGCUGAGGGUCCAGUUCCAUCUCUUCCAAGAUGGCUGCUGUGAAGAACUCUGUGUCUGAGGACCCCCUCCUGGGCAAAGGCCCUGACAAGGACGCCUCAGAGGUGUCUUUGUCAGGGAGUGUGUUAGACUCUGGGAGUGUCCUCUCAGAUGACUACGAGCAGGAAGGUGAUUCACAGGGUACUGCCAACACGCUGUAUGAUGUGUGCACUCGGAAUGACCCCCUGGCGCUCCGAAAGGUUCUGGAGAGAGGGGUUACAAAAGAGGAGGUCAUGGCGGUAGACCACAACGGCUGGACUGGACUGAUGGUGGCGUGCUAUAAGGGUUUUUUGGACAUUGUGCAAUCUCUUUACCACUGUCCCUACCUGGACAUAAAUCACCAGGACAACGAUGGCAACACAGCACUGAUGAUCGCUGCACAAGCAGGUCACACCAUUACAGUGACCUACAUCCUAAACUACUACCCCGGGGCAGACACAGAGAUCCGGGACUGCCGUGGCUUCACCGCACUCAUUAAAGCUGCCAUGCAGGGCCGAGACGAUGUGGUGUCUUCCCUCGUCAUGGCCGGUGCAGACCUAAAUGCAAUAGACACCAGGAAGCAGAAGUGUGCGCGGGACUGGGCACUAAAGACGGGCCGCUACGAGACCUUGAGCCGCCUCCGCCGCCUCAACCUGCGGCCUAGAGCCGAGCAGUUUACUGAGAGCUACAUCCCCGAGUGGCCAGAACUGAAAGUGCUGGUGGCCAAAGCCACAGCCAACAAGAGCACCGGCCAGAUGAUCACCCAGCGCAUCAAGUCCACCUUCAGCUUCAAUUUUCUCCAAGACCCCCAGGACAACGGGGUCUUGGACCAUAUGGUGCGUAUCACCACCAGCAUCCACAGCCCUUUGGUGGCCACCGCCUGCCGGCCGCUAUGCCCCACCAGCCCCCCCGAGGUGGGAAAGAGGCGCUUGGCCGUGCCUGAGCUGAGGAAGAAGCACUCAGAGAAGAAGCUGGAGGAGAGCUCUGUGUGCCACAGCAAAGGCUCCGUCUCCGUCUCCUCCAUCAUUCCACACAUCCACUUGGCCGAGACCAUCGCCACGUCCUGCUGUGUGGACACAGAGCGCAGGGGCAGUAUUAUCUCUAUAGCCUCAAUCGGGGUGUGCACCUUCAUGCCCAGGAACAUGGCCCACAGGAAUAGUGUGUUCCCUUCCGGCUGCAUCCCCAAGAUCCAGAUAGUGAAGUCUGGAGAGCCCACGCCUAGGAAGGAAAAAAAGAAGAAGAGGCACAAGGGUCACCUGGAGCUGCCCGUAUGGAAGUACAAAGCAGAGAAGCAAGAGAAUAAGGAGAAGAAGAAAGCAGAGAAAGAAAAAGAGAAGGCCAAGAAGGAAAAGGAAAGGAAAAAGAAGAGAGAGAAGUAGUGAGAUGUCUAAAGCUGCCAAUUUAUUUCGAUGCCACACAUUUCCAAUAACUUCCUAUAUAUUUUUCCUGGAGUUAUACUCCAAACAUCUGAAUGAUGAAGUACUGCUCAAAUUACUCAAAGGUUUGGACUCGGUUUUAUGGCCAAUGCAGUAAAAUUGAUUCUUUAAAGGCCAUCAUAUUCAUACUGCUUUGUAAAGUUUUUUUUUUUUUACAGGACCAGUAAAGGCCCCGUGCACUA